Molecule: messenger RNA, 663 nt
Organism: Clunio marinus
Lineage: Eukaryota; Metazoa; Arthropoda; Insecta; Diptera; Chironomidae
Source: the annotation of a GenBank genome assembly
AAAAUGGUAAUGAGUAUUCUGGAAAAGUGUUCAGUUUAAUGUCAGACAUUUUAUAGUAAAGUUAUUCAAAGAUAUGUUUAAAUUAAUUUUCUUUUGUUCAUUUAUGGGAUUUCAAAUUGCAUUUUCUCAAGACCUACAUCUGUCGGAUGAUAUGCAAUUCAAGCAAAAUUUCAAUGAAGAGAAAAAUAUUUAUGGAGUUGUUCAAGAAGGAUUUAAAAGUGAUGAAGAGGACUUGAAUAUUGCACAAAGUGCGAUCAAUUUAAGAGUCAAACGUCAAGAUGAAGAAGAAGAAACGGAUGCAGGUGAAAAUGAGAUGGAGGGUGAAGAGGGGGGAGAAGAAGAAGAAGAAACUGCUACAACUGAGAAGACAACAAGAGAUGGAUCCAGACGAAGAGGGCGAAAAGGGGAAGGUAAAGGUAAAGGCAAAAAUAGAGGAAGAGGGAAAGGAAAAGGAAGAAAUGGACAACGCAAGAAAACAAGAGGAAACGGAUCAGUGACAAGAAGCAAUUCACCACAACGCCGUCAAAAUGGCAGAGCCCGUACAUCUAAAGUCAAAAAAACAGUCAACUUUCCUAGAUAAGCAAAAACUUUGAUGUACCCUUCAAACUAUUUGAAGAACUUAAUAUGAUUGAGAAAACUAUAAAUUUUCUUCCAUCCAAAUAA